UGGCUACGUGCGCGUCACGGCGCGACGUCGUGAUGUCACAGUCUUGCGAGAAGUGAGACGAGACUUGUGACGUCGAGAUUAGCUGUUCGGCAGGAGUCAAGGAGCUGGAUUCUUUGGAUCUGCAGAUCUGUCAGAGGACACCCAGGAAUAGCUUGUAUGGCUGUGAAGUGUUACCUAGUUCAGCCCACUUGCCCUUCUCAGUGCCUCUGUGCUAGCUCUGGAAGACAUUUGUUGUGUUGGAGCCAUGGAGAUGCCGUCAUAUUAUACCAAACUCCUUGGGGAACUGAAUGAACAGAGGAAGAGGGAUUUCUUCUGUGACUGCAGCAUAAUUGUAGAGGGCCGAAUUUUCAAAGCCCACAGGAAUGUUUUGUUUGCCAACAGUGGUUAUUUUCGAGCCAUGCUUGUUCACUAUAUUCAGGACAGUGGGAGACACAGUACAGCCUCUUUGGAUAUUGUCACAUCAGAGGCAUUCUCCACCAUCCUGGACUUCCUUUAUUCAGGCAAGCUGAACCUGUGUGGAGAAAAUGUGAUCGAAGUCAUGAGUGCUGCUAGUUAUCUGCAGAUGACAGAUGUUGUCAACUUCUGUAAAGUCUUUAUUCGCUCUUCAUUGGAUAUAUGCCGAAAGAUUGAGAAGGAAAGUUCUUUUGGACAGGCAGACAGUGGCAGUGAUGGCCUAAAUAGUGGAAGAGAUGCAGAGCUGGGGGAUUCGCCUGAGAAAGAAAAUGAUAGUGACUGCCAGAAAGAUCCACCCCGUGGCGACUGCAGUAGUUGUAACUCUGUAGAGCUGUUGGUAAAAGAUCACCCAACAGAAGGGUCCCCUGAAAGUAAAAGUCCCAACAAAGCAGUAGAACCAAAAGAGGAAUUUGACUCUGAUGUUGUGGAGGUGUCAGAGGGUGUACAAACCUACCAUAUUCCUACAGACCUGGAGCAGGGAGAUGAAGGCCUGCAUGCAGCAUCUGGAGUUGACAUUGCAUGCAAUAACUACCACAUGAAGCAAUUUCUUGAGGCUCUUUUGAGAAACAGUUCUUCCCAGAGGAAGGAAGAUCCAGUGCAUCAUUUUCCUCGUGACUUCGAGUCUCGACAAGAUGAAGCAGGUGUCCCAAUGAGCUCUAUGAUGGAUAUUCAGGGAGACUGGUAUGGGGAAGAAACAGGAGAUGUCCUAGUUGUUCCUAUCAAGCUGCACAAGUGUCCGUUCUGUCCAUAUACAGCCAAGCAGAAAGGGAUCCUAAAACGCCACAUCCGCUCACACACUGGGGAACGGCCUUAUCCCUGUGAGAUAUGUGGGAAGAGGUUCACCCGACAAGAGCAUCUGCGAAGCCAUGCACUGACUGUCCACCGUUCUAAUCGACCAAUCAUAUGUAAAGGUUGUCGGCGUACUUUCACCAGUAGUUUAUCUCCAGGCUUGAGACGUUUUGGUUUGUGUGACAGUUGCACCUGUGUCACCACCACACAUGAUGACUCCAACCAGCCAGGUCACCAGGAAGCUGCUUCUGAAAGUAUGGACAAGGAAGAGGUGGAUGGAGACUGGCCGAUCUACAUUGAGUCUGGAGAUGAGAAUGAAGGGCCUGAAGAGGAGGAGAUUGAUGAUAAAGAUCAAAUCCACAGAGAGGUGCUAAUGUGACCACCGUACUCUAAGAAUGUGUGAAGGACUCUCAUCACUUUAGUCAAGACCGUUUAACAUCAAAUUUGCAGGAAAACUUUUCUACUUCCUCAUAAUGUGUGGGAAGUGACACAUCUACAUCACUGUAUAGUGCGAUUCUUGCUCUAUAAAUUUGAGAAGCCUAAGUGAAGGACUUUUAUCACCAUAAAACAGACCAUUUAUUAUGAGUUUUGCAGAAAGACUUUUCUCUGUCCCCUUCACCAAUAUACCAGGUUGCACGUUGCACAUCUGAUUUAGUGUGUAAUGUGCUUCUUGCUCUUGCAGAGAAUUGAAGAAACUUUUAUGCAUACUAUUCCACAUUUUAGUGCUGUGCACUAAACCCAUGUGUAGUUUGUGACUUUUUAUCAUUUCUAACACUUGUGCUAGUUUUACUUGUGCGACAAAUACAUUGCCAAAUUCUAACUGCAUACUUAGCAGAAUGUCUGCACCCUGGUACAGAACAUUGUGACAAUUCCUCUGCUGUAGAUGUCCUUAUACUUCUGUUCCCAAGUACUCAGUGACUUAUGUCUUUGACUGCAGCUCUCCAGUGCAUGGACUGGUGGUUUGGCAGUGGCCCCAAUUUCCACCUUAAUCCCUUAAUAUUUGGAGUACAAUAUUCUGCAGCCCAGGUGCACAUUAUGCAGGACUUUCACCUUUAAUCUCCUACUCUAUCACAGUUAAUUAAAGGUUCUAUAAACUCACCAUCCCAUAACAAGGUAAAGUAGACCUAUAGGCAUAUACUGCCUGAACUGGAUAUAACUGAAUUAUAGUGUAUUGAGUUUUUUGAACACACACUGAUAUUACAGCCUUAGGGUGAAGGCAGACGAAAUGUUAAUCCGCUUCUUACACGCUUACUUGCAAAGGCAGAAAAGGAAUCUCUCUCUCUUUCUGCAUUGACCUCAUUGUAGGGCUUGCACACUUUUAGACAUCUCAUACUGGAAGAUCACAGAUAUGUUUCACACCAGAAUCCUUAUUUAUUUAGUUAUAUAACAAAAUUAUGUCUUAGUACUGUAUACAGAACUUCAUGGAAAAUCAGAUAGGUGCUGUGUUGUUGGCAAUAUUAAAUUUUAACAGUUGAUACAGUACGCAAAAUGUCUUCAAGUGCACUUAAAGUAUACAGCCUGCUUUCAGAAGUAUGGGAAUCAAGGCAGUUUAACAACAGAGUGCUGGCUUGCACAGUAUAAUCUUUGCCACAGCAUGCUGGAAUAAUUCCUUGUACUUUAGUUCAUUCCUGGUGGUUAAGGCAGAUGGAAGGUUAGGCUUACCCAGUCAUUGUAUUCCAGAAAUGCCUGAAACUUGUGUCAAUCCUUUAUGAACCCACACCUCUUUCAAUUGAGUGUACUGUGGAAUUAUUGACAUUUAUCAACAAAUUAUUGUUGACAUUGACUCCCCCAUGUAAACAUGUUCCACAUGUACUUUAUAGUGACCUAAUUCAUUGUAAAUAGGCCUCUGGUUUAAUCAACCAUCUCACAUUUUCUUUAGCAGUUGCAGCUCUCACUUUUGAAAAUAGUUGCUAUUAUCCGGUUUUAGUAAAAAAAAAAAACUUUUCCUUUAAAUCCUGAUAUACUCAUCUUUAGGUUUAGCUUUUCCCAUUUUAGAUUUUACAUAGGGAUAGGGGUCAUACAGGAUGCAUAAUACUGAUAGAUAUGCAUUUUUGUUCAAGUAAUUUAAACAUUUUUUUACCCCCUAACAUUUCUGUAAGCAGUGAAAGCUCUGUGAUAACUUGCAGCAACUGGAAUGCCUCCCUUUUACUCAUUUAUUAUUAACACAUUAAGCUAAAAGGUGUAAGUUCAGCACCAUUAGCUGAAGAUCUAUGGUAAACAAUUUGAGGAGAAAUAGAAUAUGUUUUUAAUGUCUUUUAUUAACUUUUAGCACAAACAGUAGCAAUUGCCUUGUCCUUUAUGUGAUUUUUUUGGGGGUUAUUUCCUGACAUUGAAUAAAAAUAUAGGCAAAGGCGGCACAGUGCAUUUCCUAGGAAUUUAGCCUGCCUUGCAGGACUAGGAAACAUAUGAUAGCACAACAUUCAGGGACAAAACAACACACAGAUAACAUAAAGAUCUGCUGAUAGCAAAACCAUGUUUGCAGUUGUCAGUCACUUUAUAUUUCCCAGAAGGCCAAAGUAACUUGCCCCAUACUAUCCCCCUUGCCUAUUCAGAUCUCAGAUCUGGGUUUCUAUAGCAUAGACAGGGCUGUGACCAAGACAAAACAGGAUUGUCCUGUUGGAGCUGAUGAACUUUGGGUGAUGUAAGUCAUGUGGCCUGGGCCCUCUACAAGUCUUUUUUAUUUCUUGCUCCCUCUAUAGUUGCUUCUUUUGUAACUUCUCUUUAUAACUGACAAGAGCAGAUGGGUGACAUCUUAACCUUCCCCUGUUCUUGUGCAACAAGCUAAGUUUAAUUGGCGAUAUGUGGACCGAUUUGAAUUGUAAAUAAGGUUUUGAGUAGCUGUGUCAUUAUUAUACUAUUGCUAUUACCUAAUGCAUGUUAUGUUGGGACUGAACUGAUAAUUAAAAAGAAUGGUACCAACCUUUAUUAGACAA
Messenger RNA from Xenopus tropicalis (tropical clawed frog), 4175 nucleotides. It is a transcript of the gene zbtb8b, whose product is annotated as zinc finger and BTB domain containing 8B. NCBI's taxonomy places the organism in Eukaryota, Metazoa, Chordata, Amphibia, Anura, Pipidae. Bases 245 to 1621 code for a protein of 458 amino acids. Gene Ontology annotation, cellular component: nucleus. The record is from RefSeq and is a predicted model, not a curated record. The transcript has 5 exons.